Melampsora larici-populina 98AG31 is the source of this 1302-nucleotide messenger RNA. RefSeq lists its product as uncharacterized. Bases 1 to 1302 code for a protein of 433 amino acids. Lineage: Eukaryota; Fungi; Basidiomycota; Pucciniomycetes; Pucciniales; Melampsoraceae. The record is from RefSeq and is a predicted model, not a curated record. The transcript is spliced from 2 exons.
AUGGUUUGGGUUGAGGAGCAGUGUAAUAACAAGCAAGGAAAAAAGUCUUCCAGAAACUCAAAUCCCUCCAAGCGACAAAAGCCUGUCUCUGUGGAGAACCCAGACUCUGCCCCACCCCCUUUGGUCUUGGGACACGACAAGCUCACCAUGUGGAAAGAAAACUCAUACUUUGACUUAAAUACCCAAACAGGCCUCAAGGGAGUUAUCAACAUUGAUGAGUGUAAAGAAAUGUAUGAUGUUGUUGGAAAGAUAUUAUUUCUAAGAGGACAAGGCGCCCAAUCUCCAGGAAGAAAGGCAUAUAAUUCAGCCGAGCUUGCCAAGCCUGGACUAGAGUAUGUCAGAAAGAGAAACAUGAUGCUCAAGGAAUGGGUUUAUGAUCAGACGAAUGACUUAUUCAAUUUUGACAACAUUGACCUGGUGAAACAGCCACUGGGGGUAACAGCCUCAGACGACUCCGCUCAGCGUGCCAGAGAUGUCCUUCAUUCCCUCAACAAUCCGAAGCCAGAAAUCUACGCUGCACAAAUCAUCCUUGCUUCAGUUGUUGUCAUUGGCUCUGAAACAGAUUCCAAGCCUAAACCGAUGGAACUGAAUGAAGACACCAAUCUUUCCGAGUCUGUCAAGAUGGCCAUCAAUUGUGCCAAAUACUAUCAGAAAUUAAAGCCUGGCAACACACACCUUGAGUUCGAUGAUGGCGCAUGUACAGAGAAUAGUUUUAAAUGCUUGGAUUUCCUGAUCACAAGGUGUUAUGGGGCAGCUGCAGGAGGCGCAUCAAUCUGUUGUGCUCUCAGGCAUUUUGGACAAUCUUCUCACACUCCCAAAUCGGACAAGAACUUCAAAGACGUCACGGAGAAGCUCAAGGCCGCAUUGGAACCGGAAACCUUGGCACCAAUCCUCCACUUUCUAGCUGGGGGUGUGCAAUCUUUGAUCUCAUACCCACAAGACUUUAGUAGAGACAUUACCAAGACGAAACUCAUGCACUUUAUGAUCUUACUGAACCAAUUGAUUAUAAACAAACCCAUCACCGAGACAGUAUGGCAAAGAACUCAGGACUUGAUCAACAAUUUUCUGACUCAAGCUCUCUUUCCGGAAGGCAUCAACAAGGACAUCUGCAAGAAAGGUCUACCAACUGCUGUCAAUGUUUGGGCACAGCGUGAAAUACUGCGUUGGAACUUGGCUCAUGCCAUCAAACUUGAUUUUGAUGACUUUUGUGUGAAUCAUCAAGCAGAACAUCCUGAUAAAUCUUCACCGUUUCACCUGCCUAGUAAUCUAAGAUUGCUACUGGACUGUCGGCUUACACCAUAG